Trypanosoma grayi is the source of this 2874-nucleotide messenger RNA. RefSeq names its product cyclic nucleotide-binding protein. NCBI's taxonomy places the organism in Eukaryota, Euglenozoa, Kinetoplastea, Trypanosomatida, Trypanosomatidae. The transcript has a single exon. Bases 1 to 2874 code for a protein of 957 amino acids. The record is from RefSeq and is a predicted model, not a curated record.
AUGACGGAGAAGAGCGGGCGGUCAUCCAUCGACAGUGGAUUGAUUUCGGUGCCGCGCUUGAGCCGUGGGGAAGAUAUAAACAACAGCGGCACAAAGCCUGCAUCUAACGCCACGCCUAAUACCGGGGGCACUCUAAGCGAUUCCGAGGUGCAGACGCCUAAUGGGAAGUUUGCGUGUUUGGUUGAGAAAGCCGUGCGAUCGUUGGAUCGAUGCGCAAGAAGGAAAAGUCUGAAGAAGCGGUUCUGGCAUGAAGAGGACUCACCGCUCAGCCGCAGCUGCGUUGGGUUCCGCGGUGAUGGUCUGGAACCGCCUCGCAAUGAGGCUCUGGAUUCGUUGAUCGCCAAGGGCACACCCGCGCGAGAUGAGAAAGAAAUGCGUUUUUUGCUUCAGAACUCCGAGCACUUGCAUCUGCUGCGGAACGAUGAAGUGGACGACGUAAUUAGGUCUUCUUUGCGCCGUGAGUACCUGCCAGGGGAGGUGGUACACGCUAAUGGUGGGCGCGCCCAGCACACAUAUGUUGUGGUAUGGGGAGAAGUGGAUGUGUUCGACCCCGGCGCGGCUGCCGCACUGCCGCAACAGCGCCGAUCGCCGCCGCCGCAGCCGCUGAAACAACACUUGGCCCCGGUCUGCCGUCGUCCAACGCCCGGAAACAGCGGCGUCAUUUGCGGUGUGGGUGAAACCAAGCGCGAAGAACGACAGGAGGAGUGGGAAAAGCACAUGACGCACUGUGGCACAGUCAAACCAGGCAUGUUGUUUGGCUUUAAGCUGUGUCUCUUCAACGAUACCUCGACGUUACGGUAUGUCGCAGGCCACGCCACUGACCGCACGGUGGUGAUACUUCUGCCGCUUCCACUAGUACAACGGCUGCUGGAGAGAAACACCUGCUUCGCCCAGAGUAUUGGGCGGCAUAUUGCUGAAAAGGAAAUUUUUGUUCCUGUGCGUGAGUUCUGCCGAUACGUCUUUUCGCCCGCUGCGGCGAUGAAUGAGUACCUGUCGCUCUGGAAAAUCCUUGAGCGUUACACAAAGAUUGAGAACGUCAUCCACACCAAGCUUGCCAGCAACGAGAUUGAUACAAGUGCAUGGGGUUACGCGCUGAAGCGGCUGCCGGAGAACGUCACGACAACAUUCUGCUUCGACCUCGUGUUGGCUCUCCCGCCUUUCGUAGCAACGCGCAUGCGUGAGGAGGCGAAGAUGGCGGACGUGCGCCACUCGGGCAAAGACCUGAAAAAUACGGCGUCAAAGCGAACGGCGGUGACAUAUAUCCGUACCAAAGAGCGCCGCCGCUGCACGUGGCACCUCGGCAUGGAGGGCAAGACACUCGUACUGCUGCGGGACGGCUUCACGGACCUGCUCGACUUCAUCAUGAUGCUGUGCGUGCACAUCAUCGAGAGCAACAAACUCCGCAGCCGUGUGCAGGGGAUGGUGCACCCACCAGCCAUCGACGUGCUGGACGACUACCUGCGCCAGCGGGAGGCAGAGGAAAAUGCGGGAAUUAAUGUAGCCAAGGAGGUGGAGCUCUUACGCGUGAAGAAGCUGCUGGCCACAAUGCCGCUCACAAAAGAAGAACAGACUGGUUUGCUAGCCAAUUGGCACACCGAAUGCUUAGUUAAGAUAUACGAAGUCAUGAUGCAUCGGGAAGAGUUUAAUGUGCGAGUUGAUCCGAGUGUUUCCCGCAGGUUUCAACUCAACCCGUUCCACGAGUGGGCACUCAACUUACGCGAUUGCAUCAUGGAAAAAAUGGGCAUGGACCGCAAUUUGGCUCCGCCAGACGACUUAUGUAUCGAUGUUGUAAGCAGCAACACGCAUUGUAUUAAGAACCUCUUAUCGAGCUUUCACCGCAAGAACCGGCGUGCAGUGGAGGAGUACGCUCUGAGCGACAGGUGGUCCGGCAAGGUUUCGGAGUGGCACACGCUUGAGGAUGCACUCUACGCAGCGACAGCGGGGUUCCUCGCCAGUGAGCGGCCCGAUCUGAAGGAAGAGUACGCGAACGCCCUCGAUGAAAGCGGUAUCACAGUACUCACUGACACCGCUAUGACGGGGCUGCAAGUCGAUGUCAUUCCGGUGCACUCGCUAAACUUUGAAAUGAUCGACACGGUCCUACAGGAGGCAGUCAAGAAGGCCGUCACUGACGGAAAGCCAUCCAACGCCGCGGUGUGGCGAUAUCUGUGCCAACCGCGAAAAGGCGGCAUGAGCUGCAGGCGUAAAGACAAGUGUGACUCGAACGAAGCGACGUGCUCCCGUCUGGAGCGUCAUUUUAUCAUUAACAUGGACUUCGCGUUUGGUGCUCAGGCGGCAGGCAUCUGCCAGGCGAUCUUUGGCGUCUUUGGGCCUCGCAUUCGCAGCGUAAAUGUGAUUGGGAAGGCCGGUGGACUGGUGGGCAAGCGUGGCGACAUCCAGCUGCCAACGGAGGUCCUCAUGUCCAAGUCGAGUCUUAUCAUGGAGGACUCACAGGACGAGCUGCGCCGCUGCCGCAACCAGGGCCUCACCGCGGAACGUCUGCGUGAGCUGGCGGGCCCCCGGGUGGAGGUGCACGAAGGCCGAAUGCUCACCAUCGCAGGCACCAUGCUCCAGAAUGUGCGGAUGCUGAAGUUCUACAAGUAUAUUUGGGGCUGUGUGGGCACCGAGAUGGAGGGGUCGUAUUUUGCUCGCGUGAUUGAAGACUUCUAUCGACAGGGCAUUGCACGCAAGGACCUGGUUACACGCUUUGCGUACUAUACCAGUGACUUGCCCCUAGGAGGCGAGGUGCCUGCAGUCAGCGGCCGCGCCACACUGGCUGCCCCCAUGACGCAGGUGGAGGGUGUGCCGCCACUCUACGCCAUCGCUCGCGGUUUACUGGAGAAUAUCCUUUACAAUGAUAGCACCAAAAAGCCGUAG